This is a messenger RNA of Habropoda laboriosa, 2833 nucleotides long. RefSeq names its product extended synaptotagmin-2 (gene Esyt2). The record is from RefSeq and is a predicted model, not a curated record. The coding region runs from base 179 to 2596 and encodes 805 amino acids. Lineage: Eukaryota; Metazoa; Arthropoda; Insecta; Hymenoptera; Apidae. The transcript is spliced from 16 exons. Gene Ontology annotation, biological process: lipid transport. Gene Ontology annotation, molecular function: lipid binding.
CACUUCAAGUGAUUCUUUCACAGUAAUAAUUGAUUGGUCCUCGAAAACAUUUGACCACGGAAAGAUAUAAGCAAACAAAUUGGUUGGAGAAAAUUAACAUACAUAACAAAAAGUUAUGUAAAUAUUUGUAAUAAAUAAGUGAUUUAUUAAGCUGUAUAUUAAUUAUUACUUCAUAAGAAUGGAAGGCAAAUCCCAAGACAAUAAAGUAUCUAAGGCAAAUCCUUGGCCAUAUAUGAACAUAAGUUCAUUAACCAUAUCAUUUUUGACUAAAUUAGCAACUGCUGGUAUUCUUUGGGGAUGGGGAUAUCUAAACUUAAAUAUAGCAUGGUUAAUUGCACCAGUUGCUUUGAUAGCAUGGAAAACAGAACGUAGAAAAGACAACGAAUUGAAAGCAAUUAUUGCCCAAGCUAGUGUAAUGGCCAAAGAAAAAGAAUUAAUAAUGAGUCGUUUAGAUGAACUUCCUUCUUGGGUUUAUUUUCCUGAUUUUGAUAGAGCUGAGUGGUUAAAUAAAGUUUUGUAUAAAAUUUGGCCAAGUAUAAACCAGUUUGCUCGUGAACUUUGUAAACAAAGUAUAGAACCUGCUAUUGUUGAAAAAUUGCGAGAAUAUAAAGUAAAAGGAUUUCAAUUUGAAAGAUUGGUCUUGGGUCGUAUUCCUUUAAAAAUUUAUGGAAUUAAAGCAUAUGAUAAAAAUACUUCAAGAAAUGAAGUCAUUAUAGAUGCAGAUAUUAUAUAUGCUGGUGAUUGUGAUAUUACCUUUUCUGUUGGAAAUAUAAAAGGUGGUAUUAAAGACUUCCAGAUUCGUGGAAUGAUGAGAAUAGUUAUGAAACCACUGUUAUCUACAAUGCCUAUAGUUGGAGGUGUACAAGCAUUUUUUUUAAACCUUCCAGCUAUUAAUUUUAAUUUAGUAGGAGUUGCAGAUGUCCUUGAUUUACCUGGAUUUAAUGAUAUUUUGAGGAAAACAAUAGUAGAACAAAUAGCAGCCUUUGUAGUAUUACCAAAUAAAAUUGUUAUACCUUUAAGUGAUGCAGUACCAGUUGAAUCAUUAAAAAUACCAGAGCCUGAAGGUGUUUUAAGAAUUCAUGUAGUAGAAGCAAAACACCUUAUGAAGAAAGAUAUUGGAGUAUUGGGUAAGGGUAAAUCUGAUCCAUAUGCCAUUAUAAAUGUUGGAGCACAAGAGUUUAGAACAAAAACUAUAGAUAAUACUGUGAAUCCAAAAUGGGAUUUCUGGUGUGAGUGUGCCGUGACGUCAGCCAUCGCUCAACAAAUUACUGUACUGCUAUGGGACUAUGAUGAUACCAAGGGGGAUGAAAGCCUUGGAAGGUAUGAAAACAGAGUAACAUACACUUAUUUUUUUAAUUUUCUACUAAAGUGGGUCUCCUUGGAACAAGCAAAACAUGGUAUGGUUCAUCUACGAAUGACAUGGUUACAAUUUUCAAAAAAUGCUUCUGAUUUGAAAGCUGCUUUAAUUGAAACCCAAGAACUUAGAGUAACAUCAAUGAGUACAGCUCUUCUUAUUCUUUACAUUGAUUCAGCAAAGAAUUUACCAUGUGUUCGGGGAAAUAAACAACCCGAUGUUUAUCUUGAAGCAAGUGUUGGUGGGAACAUGAAAAGAACAGCCACUAUGUUACGUUCCUGCGAUCCCAUAUGGGAACAAGGCUUUACCUUUUUGGUUAGCAAUCCAGAAAGCAGUAUUUUACAUAUAAAGAUCACAGAUGAAAAGACUAGUUUUAUAGUGGGAGAAAUGAAUUAUAAUAUAUCUUCACUUUUAAUGCAGAAUAAUCUUGAAAUUAAACAGCAGCCCUAUGAUUUGCAAAUGGCUGAUGUUGACAGCAAAUUGAUACUGUCUAUGUCAUUAAAUAUUCUAAAAUAUGAAGAACCUGAGCCUACUUCAGAAGAAGACGACGAUGACCAUGAUAUCAAUCAACUGAAUAAGAGAAUUGAGCGCCAAGAAUCAAAUAUUAGCAAUACAUUAUUAACUAGUCUUCCUCCUAGUCCACUGCAAAGACAACCUUCAAAAGAUUCAGUUAAUAGUUUAACACAUAGUACUGGUUCGGGUGCAGCGAUCAUAUCUGAAGAACCAGUUCCACCAGAAGAAGAUUUAAUCGUCACUACUACUGCACCAUCUUCCGUUACUGGAAGUCCACAGUUAACUCAUAGAAAUAUAAAUGUAACAUCAUCCACAGGAGAAGCUAAAUUAGGUCGGAUGCAAUUGUCUUUACGUUAUAGCGUACAAAGGCAGAAGCUCAUUAUUGUUGUGCACAAACUAGCUAAUCUGCCUUUGCCACAAAAUGAUCCGCAUAAUAUACCAGAUCCAUACGUGAAACUGUAUCUACUUCCUGAUCGUCAUAAGGAAACUAAACGCAAAACAGCAGUAAUGAAGGAUAAUUGUAAUCCAGUAUUCAACGAGCAAUUUGAAUACGUUGUUUCUCAAGGUGAUUUAAAUAGUCGUACAUUGGAAGUGUCCGUGUGUACGCAAAAGGGUUGGUUGGUAACUGGAAGUAACGUAAUGGGUCAAGUUCAUAUAAAUUUGAGUGAUAUCGAUGUUACAAAAUCAUCCACAAGCUGGUAUGAUUUACAACCAGAGACUAAGGACUAGAAGUUCAAGAAAAGCAAGUGGAGAUUUGAACAACUGUUUAUGUGUUUUCGAAGGCAAUCUGUUCAAUUUCCACGAUGCGAUCUUUCUAAACAUUGAUAAUAUCAGAUAACGUGGUCAGACCAAAAUUUAUACAUCAUAAAAAUUUCGAAAUGUUCAGUACCACAAACAACAUGAAAGUUCUGAGAAAGUGACAAUGAAAACGUAUAUUAUCUAUUUAUACUUGGACCGUCCACUGUC